This is a messenger RNA of Neopsephotus bourkii (Bourke's parrot), 2055 nucleotides long. It is a transcript of the gene NMRK1, whose product is annotated as nicotinamide riboside kinase 1. The record is from RefSeq and is a predicted model, not a curated record. Gene Ontology annotation, cellular component: cytoplasm. The coding region runs from base 195 to 824 and encodes 209 amino acids. NCBI's taxonomy places the organism in Eukaryota, Metazoa, Chordata, Aves, Psittaciformes, Psittacidae. The transcript is spliced from 9 exons.
AGUGAGAGGCAUCUUCUGCCUGACCUCACAGAAAGUGUGGUGGCAAAAGGACAGCAUGCUGGUUUUCUCAAUGCUGGCCUAAGCAUCUGCAAAAGAAGUAUACAACCUGGCAGUGUACACCAACAUUUUGAAGAUACAAUCUUUUUGUCAAGUCACACUAUCAGAGUGAAAAGCAAGAACUGAGGAGAAAAACCAUGAAGGUAUUGGUUAUUGGCCUUGGAGGUGUAACAAAUGGGGGGAAAACAACACUGGCAGAAAAGCUUAAGAAAAUGCUUCCCAAUUGUGAUGUAAUCUGUCAAGAUGACUUCUUUAAGCCAGAGUCUGAAGUAGAAACAGAUGAACGUGGAUUUAAGCUAUAUGAUGUACUUGAUGCCCUUUAUAUGGAUGAAAUGGUGAAAAGUAUUCGCAAUUGGAUGAAAAGCCCAGCAAGCUCAGGUGUUGUGACAGAAGAGCCACAAAAUACAUGUGACAAUCUGAAAAAUACAGAUGUUGUUUAUAUUUUGAUUGUUGAAGGCUUUCUGCUAUACAAUUAUGAGCCACUUAAUGAACUGUGGAAUAGAAGAUAUUUUUUGACCCUUCCUUAUGAAGAGUGCAAAAGGAGAAGGAGCACCAGAGUCUAUCAGCCAGCAGAUACACCGGGUUACUUCGAUGGACACGUGUGGCCUAUGUAUCUGAAAUAUAAAAGUGAAUUGGAAGAGAAUGCAAGUAACAUUGUUUAUUUGGAUGGCACAAAAUCCCAAGAAGAGCUUUUAUCCAGUUUGUAUAAUGAUAUAAUACAGGAAUUAAAAAAGCUGAGGGAAGAAAAUCAGCAGGUCACAGUAUGAUAACAGAAAGCUUGGGUUCCGUCUGAUGCGAAUUGAAAGCCCCAAGACUGUCAUACUUGGCAAGCCAACCAACUGAGCAGAUACUAAUGUUAUGUGUAUAAUACUCAUUUGGAGAAUACAGUGGAUUUGUAGUGAUUACUGAGUCUGUAAGCCUCAGGUAUUGUUGAGUAAUAUCAACACUGCAUUAUUAUUCAGAAUUUCUUUAAUCAGUCAUGCUUUGGCUGACCUUUGUGUACAUUUUAAAGAAUAUAAACAUAUUUUUGUAUACAAAACUAAACUAGAAAGAUGGAGUUCUUUUGGAUUAAUAAGCCUAUUUGAGCAUGGAUCGAUACAAUUUUAAAUGUUCAUAUACAAAGGACAGUGAUUAAUUUUAUGAGCUUCUAAUCACCGAUAAGCAUGGUUAGAUGAACUGGUUGUAUGUUGUGGCAACAAUAAGUUGAAGAUGGUAUGAAGUGUUACGCUGCUUAUUCAGUAACAGAAGCUGUUACUGAAUAUAUAACUGAACUUACUUGCUAAACACCUCUGGUGUUUCUCAAGUAAUUUAUAUGUUGUUUGUUGCUUUGAGCAGUUAGGAGUGGAUAUUUAAAAAAAUCCAAACAAACCUGAAGAGAAGUCAGGUUGUUGGGAAAAGAUGGGGUGAGCAAUAUGGAGGACAGAAUACAGAUGCAUCGCUAAUGACAUUAAGUACAUAUAUUGUGUGAAAAUCAAGGACUGGGGCGGCCAGGCUACUACAAUAAAUGUGUGUAUCAGGGAGGAGGAAGAUGGAAGAAAUAAUUCUGGUUAAUAGACAUAGCUCAGAUUGAGAUUACAAUAACAAAUGUAUUCAGAAAGCAGCUAUGUGAAAUGUAUAUUGAAGCUUUUUUGUAGAAUUUGUAUAUUUAGAUAAAAUAGAAAACUGGAAAGUUUAAUCAUUUAUGGUGGCUGAGUAAUUUAUGAAUUCUUACAUUUUCUUUGAAAACUUGCCAGCUAGAAUAGAAAUCAAGCUACAGACAUGAAAAGCAAAGGGUGGGCUAUAUGUAUAUAUAUGGGCUAUAUACUGUGUGUCAGCUGAACUGAUCAGUGAUUGAAAUGCAAUGCUUUAUUGUCAACAUUAUUAAGGGUCCUAAACCUGUAUAUAUCAAGAGUUUGUUAAAAGAGUAGAGCUGUGUGAGGCUUGUGCUUCAGACAAAGUGCUUCCAAGAACUAUUUUGUAUUAUAAUUUUGCAGUAAAAAUACUUCAAGAUGGAUUUGA